UCUCCCCCUCGAAGGAGUCUUCUCAAAAGCGUUGAGGACGAGUUGUUCCAACGGGGACACAUCGCACACCUCCAAGAUGCCUUUGAAGAGGUGGAGCUGUCGACUCUGAAGCCCGGGGUUCCUCCUCCUCUGCCCCCAAAGCCGCGGUUGAACAGCUCGUCUGAGGAGCUGGGUCUGAACGACGACCGCUCCCUGACGGUGCGGAGGUUCCCGAACUCUGAGAACGGACCGACUCCGGUGGCCCGUAUCCAGAGCACACCGGAGCACCUGGGCAACAAGCUGGAGCACUCCUCUCCUGACUUCCUGUCCGUCAGCGUCAGCAGCCCCGGCCUCCUGUCCCACGCCUCCGACCCCGAUAACGAUUCGGAUGACAGUGUGAAUGGAGAAGGUAACAUGCAGCCGCUCAACAGGCAGCGCCACAAGGAGAAAAAGGAAUUCCCUAAACCAGCCAUCAACGGUCUUCCUCCCACUCCUAAAGUCCUGAUGGGAGCCUGUUUCUCUAAAGUGUUUGACGGCUGUCCUCUGAAGAUCAACUGUGCCACGUCAUGGAUUCAUCCGGACACCAAAGAUCAGUACAUCAUCUUUGGGACGGAGGAUGGCAUCUAUACGCUGAAUCUUAACGAGCUGCAUGAAGCCACAAUGGAGCAGCUGUUCCCGAGGAAAUGCACAUGGCUGUACGUCAUCAACAACAACCUGAUGUCUCUAUCUGAAGGGAAAACCUUCCAGCUGUAUUCUCAUAACCUCAUCGGGCUGUUUGAGCAGCUGAAGAAGCCCGGCCUCGCCGCUCAGUUCCAGACGCACCGCUUCCCCGACAAAAUCCUGCCCAGGAGGUUCGCCCUGACGACCAAGAUCCCCGACACAAAGAGCUGCCAUAAGUGCUGCAUCGUGAGGAACCCGUACACCGGCCAUAAGUAUCUGUGUGGAGCUCUGCAGUCGGGCAUCGUUCUGCUGCAGUGGUACGAGCCCAUGCAGAGGUUCAUGCUCAUCAAGCACUUUGACUUCCCCCUGCCCAGCCCCCUGAAGGUGUUUGAGAUGCUGGUGGUCCCGGAGCAGGAGUAUCCUCUGGUGUGUGUUGCCAUCAGUCAGGGCAGCGAGCGGGGACAGGUGGUCCGCUUCGAGACCAUCAACCUCAACUCCUGCUCCUCCUGGUUCACCGAGAUUGGAGCAACUCAUCAGCAUGUUGAUGCGAUCCAUGUGACGCAGCUGGAGAGAGACACAGUGUUGGUGUGUUUGGACCAAAAUUUGAAGAUAGUGAACCUCCAGGGCCGACUGAAGUCCAACAAGAAGCUGGCGUCUGAGCUCAGCUUCGAAUUCUGCAUCGGGUCUGUCGUGUGCCUUCAGGACAGCGUUCUGGCCUUCUGGAAACACGGCAUGCAGGGGAAGAGCUUCAAGUCUAAUGAGGUGACCCAGGAGAUCUGUGAUCCGAGCCGAGUUUUCCGCCUGCUCGGGUCUGACAGGUAGGAGCACAGAGAUUUAAAUCUGUAGAGACUCUCUCACACACACACACACACACACACACACACACACACACACACACACACACACACUUCCUUUACUCGCUCAAGCUUUUUUGAAAAUAUACCUUAAUACGGCAACUCCUACUCUCAUAUUAUUAUGUCAUCACUUGCUGUUUUUAAUCACAUUAAGUUCUUUCCUCCAAUUAUUAUGAGAUCAUCUAAGUUGAAAUAUCUCAGUAAUGAAUUUAUUUUUGUUAUAACAGACUAAACUUUGGCUUUAGAGGUAAAUAAAGACCCCAGAUUUGUUGUUUUUAACGAAAAUAUCUCCCCUUAGAGAGUGAUCUAACCCAGUGUAGCACCAUAGUCUCAAAGGACCGCGUAAACUCAUCACCUCACUUCCUGCUUACCUUUAUUUUUAUUUAUAAUUGGUGUGAUUCAUUAUCUCCAUGACCUCAAUAUUACUAGUAAUUAUAUCAGUUCUCCCUCAGGUGUUAUUGCCUGAGACACCCUCACCUCCUCAGCUCUCUGUCUCUACC
Gymnodraco acuticeps is the source of this 1993-nucleotide messenger RNA. RefSeq names its product mitogen-activated protein kinase kinase kinase kinase 5-like. The transcript has 18 exons. The record is from RefSeq and is a predicted model, not a curated record. Gene Ontology annotation, molecular function: MAP kinase kinase kinase kinase activity. NCBI's taxonomy places the organism in Eukaryota, Metazoa, Chordata, Actinopteri, Perciformes, Bathydraconidae. The annotation marks the transcript as partial.